AUGACGCUGCGCCACUCCCGGCGCGACUCGGAUAACUGGUCUCUUGCCACACAUAGCGAGGCGCCCUCUCGCUCCUCAGCAGAGACGCACCAACAGGAAGAGAAAAGCUGGGCAAAAAAGGAGCAGCUGGAGUCCUGGGAGGCGUUCUUCCUAAGUCAGCGCGAGCGUGCGGAAGAGCUCGAGAAACCGUGGAACGAGGUUCACGACAUCCCCAGUGAAUCUCUUGCGAAGCUAGUUUGGCGGCAUCGAAACUUUACCGCAUUUGACCUCUUAGUUGAGGAAAGCAUCAAGAGUAGCUUUACUGUGGCGCGAACAGAAGAAUUCUUAGAGCCACCUCCUACAGAAGUGGAGAAGUGGGAGGUCUGGAGUUUCUAUUCUUACCUCUACGACCAGAUGCAGGAUGAAUUUGAGAAGAACCGUCUGAGGAAGUUCCCUGGUCAAAAAGAUGACGGAUAUCCCUACGGAUCCUCUUCCGACAUGAUAGAGGACACGCGCUUCAGAUAGAUCACAUUAAUACCAUAUGACUCACCCCUCCCUAUCAAGGUCUAGACUACAUAGAGAUCGCGCGAG
This is a messenger RNA of Amoebophrya sp. A25, 570 nucleotides long. The record is from the annotation of a GenBank genome assembly. NCBI's taxonomy places the organism in Eukaryota, Dinophyceae, Syndiniales, Amoebophryaceae.